AUACCGCAGUAGUUACUGUGAUGAUGCAAGAUGCCAGAUGGGAAUUAUUCAGUGGAAUUACUGUACGUAAAGGUCAUAGGUCAACUACGAUGGCAUGAUGUAUCGCGCGAGUAUUUCAACUACUGAGUCGACGCAGAGCUGUAGGAGGAAUAGGGAGUGUGAGUAACGCCACGCUGGCACGAGAGCGUUGAACCGGCGAGUUUAUCAAGUUACGUUAUACGUGUGAGGUGUGAGCUAGCUGGGACGUGGCGUUUUAUUCUGUAUCUCCAAUAAACAGGUUUCUUGCUGUUGCCGUGACGACGCGCACGUGAGACAGGAUGUCGGCGAAGGCUGUGCGGGAGCAGACGGGCAAGGCGCUGCUGGGAAAGUAUCUCAGCCAUGGCGUCGUCCCUCGCUUCGCCGUCGUUACCGCGGCGACCGAGUGGGACCAGCUGACGCGCGAACACCCGUGGCUGCUCAUGGAGAAACUGGUCGUUAAGCCGGACCAGCUCAUUAAGCGACGCGGGAAGCUGGGACUCAUCCUCGUUAACUCUGACCUCGCCGGGGUCAAGCAGUGGAUCGCCGACAGGCUGAACAAGGACAUCACAGCUAAGAAAUUUGACGUUCCUGUGUUUGGGAAGCUGACGGAGAACGAUGUCAAGACGAAGCUGGUCUGUAACGCACCAGCCAACAAGCAGGAGGCUUUGUGCAAGUUCAUCGUGUCUCUGUUCCAAGUCUACACAGACCUGUUCUUCACUUACUUGGAGAUUAAUCCACUCGUCGUGACGAAGGCGGGAAUCUUCGUGCUGGAUCUGGCGGCGAAGAUUGACGCAACGGCGGAGUUUCUGUGCAAGGCGAAGUGGGGCGACAUCGAAUUCCCUCCUCCCUUUGGCCGUGAAGCCAUGCCUGAGGAAGCCUACAUCGCUGAGCUGGAUGCGAAGAGCGGCGCGUCCCUCAAGCUGACCAUCCUCAACAGGAAGGGCCGCAUCUGGACGAUGGUCGCCGGCGGCGGCGCCUCCGUCAUCUACACCGACACCAUCUGCGACCUAGGGGGCACCGAGGAGCUGGCUAACUACGGCGAGUAUUCGGGAGCUCCGAGCGAGCAGCAGACGUAUGAAUACGCAAAGACCAUCCUUAACCUGAUGACAUCCGAGGAGAAACAUCCGAAAGGCAAGGUGCUGCUGAUCGGCGGUGGCAUUGCUAACUUCACCAACGUCGCCGCGACCUUCAAGGGCAUCGUAAGGGCGCUGCUGCAGUUCACCGCGCUCCUGCGCGAACACAACGUGUCCGUGUUUGUACGCCGCGCUGGACCCAACUACCAGGAGGGUCUGCGCGUCAUGCGUGACGUCGGUAGCAGGCUCGGUGUUCCGGUUCACGUGUUCGGCCCGGAGACGCACAUGACGGCGAUCGUCGGGAUGGCCCUUGGCAAGCGUGAGAUCCCGGAAGAGCCAGAGAAGAUGGAGACGACGGCUAACUUCCUGUUGGACGCUUCCGGAAAGGGAAUGCAACAGCCGAGCGGUGCUGCACUGCAGGAGCCCACUACUACCAGCAAAGCCGCAGACGCUUCCAGCCACGACGCUGCGCCCUCAUUACCGCCGUCUGCUGGCAUUCCUGCCCCUGGUGGAGCUGGCGAGGGGAGCAGAGCUCUCUUUACCAACAAGACAAAGUCGCUGAUCUGGGGCAUGCAGCCUCGCGCGGUGCAAGGCAUGCUGGACUUUGACUACUGCUGCCGACGCUCCGAGCCGUCCGUGUCGGCGAUGGUUUACCCGUUCAGCGGCGACCACAAGCAGAAGUUCUACUGGGGUCACAAGGAGAUCCUGAUCCCGCUGUACAAGAAUCUGGACGACGGCAUCAGGAAGCAUCCGGAUGCUGACGUUCUCAUCAGCUUCGCGUCGCUGCGAUCUGCGUACGACAGCACCAUGGAGGUGCUCGCAUACCCUCAGAUACGCACGAUCGCCAUCAUCGCCGAGGGGAUUCCCGAAGCUAAAACACGGGAGCUGAUUAAGAUCGCUAACGAGAAGGGCGUCAGCAUCAUCGGCCCGGCGACGGUCGGCGGGGUCAAGCCGGGAUGCUUCAAGAUCGGAAACACGGGAGGAAUGCUCGAUAACAUCCUGUCCUCCAAACUCUACAGACCUGGCAGCGUGGCGUACGUAUCGCGAUCGGGGGGCAUGUCAUUUAAAAACAUCGUUGCUCGGACGACGGACGGCGUCUCGACGGGUGUGCGGAUCGGAGGCGACCGCUACCCGGGUCUGUCUUUCAUCGACCACAUGCUGAUGAUAUCAGGAAGCCAAGUCAAGAUGUUGGUCCUGCUGGGAGAGAUUGGCGGCACGGACGAGUACACGAUCUGUGAGGCGAUGCGUAGCGGACGCAUCACCAAGCCGCUCGUCGCCUGGUGCAUUGGCACCUGCUCCACCAUGUUCACGUCCGAGGUACAGUUCGGUCACGCGGGCGCGUGCGCUAACGCCGCAGCAGAAACAUCCGUCGCGAAGAACAAGGCGCUGAAGGAAGCCGGAGCCUUCGUUCGACAACUUGACGUUCUCGGAGAGAUCCGGGAGGUGUACGAAAUCAUCGUGAAAGCGGGAAAAAUCGUACGCGCAGCCUGAGGUGCUCCACCGACCGUGCCAAUGGACUACUCUUGGGCCAGGGAGCUGGGCAUCAUCCAGAAAGCCGGCGUCGUCAUGACGAGCAUCUGUGACGAGAGAGGACACGAGCUUCUCUACGCGGGCAUGCCCAUCACUGAGAUCUUUGAGCCAGGAAAUGGCAUCGGCGGAGUGCUCAGCCUCCUCUGGUUCCAGAGAAGGCUUCCUCCAUACGCCUGCAAGUUCAUCGAGCAGUGUCUGAUGGUGACCGCUGACCACGGUCCGGCCGUGUCCGGCGCUCACAAUUGCAUCGUGACGGCGCGAGCGGGGAAGGAUCUCGUGUCCAGUCUUUGCUCCGGACUGCUGACCAUCGGAGACAGGUUUGGAGGGGCUCUGGACGCUGCUGCCAAGCAGUUCAGUGAGGGGUUAGACAAGGGCCUCAUCCCGAUGGACUUCGUUAAUGAGAUGAGGAAGCAGGGAAAACUGAUCAUGGGCAUCGGACACAGGGUCAAGUCGCUGAACAACCCGGACAUGAGAGUGAAGAUUCUGCGAGACUACGCGCGCGAGAACUUCCCGGUGACGCCCCUGCUGGACUACGCGACGGCCGUGGAGCUCAUCACCACGUCUAAGGUGACACGGGUGACACUGGUGCUGCAGGGUUGCGGUUGA
This is a messenger RNA of Priapulus caudatus, 3227 nucleotides long. Its product is annotated as ATP-citrate synthase-like. Lineage: Eukaryota; Metazoa; Priapulida; Priapulimorpha; Priapulimorphida; Priapulidae. Gene Ontology annotation, molecular function: ATP citrate synthase activity. Gene Ontology annotation, cellular component: cytosol. The record is from RefSeq and is a predicted model, not a curated record. Gene Ontology annotation, biological process: acetyl-CoA biosynthetic process; tricarboxylic acid cycle; fatty acid biosynthetic process.